AUGUCCGGAACGUCAGAGAACCGCGUCAGGGUGGAGUGGGCAGGCCUGGGUGAGAAACUGGGGGGUGGCAAGCCGGUGCGCAGGACGGCUUCUGGGUCACCGGGAUUUGGAAGCGACAGUUCGUUCCCUCCCUCGCCAGCCCCGAUCGCCUGGUCCCCCUCCCUUCACCCUCGCUGCGCCUGGUGGCCCGCGCGGCUAUCAGCCAGCGUGAUCUGUGACUUGUCUGUCUGCGCUGUCAACGCCAGUGACAGCCCCCCGCCCCCCCGGCAGAGCCUGGGGAAGGCAGCGGACUGGCGGGCAUCCACCCGGACUGGCCUUAUUGUCGCCUGCUACCACGGCUUUGUGGAUGCUGUGGUGGCUUUAGCAGAGUGCCCCCACGUUGACGUCAACUGGCAGGACAGCGAGGGGAACACAGCCCUAAUCACAGCCGCACAGGCAGGGCACGCCACCAUCACCAACUACUUGCUGAACUAUUUCCCUGGUCUUGACCUUGAAAGGAGGAAUGCGUUCGGGUUCACGGCCCUGAUGAAAGCUGCCAUGCAGGGACGAACAGAGUGCAUCCGAGCCCUGAUGCUAGCAGGGGCAGAUAUGCAGGCGAGGGACCCGCGCCGCGGGAUGUCGCCCCCGGAGUGGGCCGCGUACACGGGCCGCGGGGAGGCCGUGCGGCUCAUGCAGAGGCUGCUCGAGCGCCCCUGCCCGGAGCAGUUCGGCGAGAAGUACAAGCCGGAGCUGCCGCUGGAGCCCGAGACUGCUCUGAAGCCCCCGGGCUCCAAAAGCUGCUUGCAGAGGCUCGCCGAGUGUGUGCGGUCCCUGCUGCCCUCCCGCCCGGGCCGGGGCCUGGAGGACGGGGGCGUCCUCGACCACAUGGUCAGGAUGACCACGAGCCUCUACAGCCCCGCCGUGGCCAUCGGCUGCCAGACCGUGUGCCCCGAGAACCCCCCGUGCGUGGGGAAAAGGCGCCUGGCGGUGCAGGAGAUCCUGGCGGCGCGGGGGAGCCAGGACCCCCGUGCCCGGGAGGGGGACAAGGCGGAGGACACGGAGCAGGACGUCCGGACCUCCCAGGCCUCGGGGGCCUCCGGGGAGGGGACCCCGAGAGCCAGCCUCCCGCCUGCCCCCCCGCUGGGGGCCCGGCGACCCUCGCCCUCGUCGCGGAAGGCCAGCCUCCUGCCCCUGCAGCUGCUGAGGCGCAGCAGCGUGCGCCCGGGCGUCGUCGUCCCCAAGGUGCGCAUCAGCAAGGCGCCCGCGCCCACCUUCCAGCCCGAGCGCGCGUCCCGGAAGGGCAGCACCAAGGACAGCGGCCACCUGCAGAUCCCCAAGUGGCGGUACAAGGAGGUCAAGGAGGAAAAGAGGCGGGCGGAGGAGGCGGAGAGGAAGCGCCUGGAAGAGGCGCACAAGGCCAGGCGGGCGUCGCCCUGGCGGAAAAGGACGUGA
Molecule: messenger RNA, 1431 nt
Organism: Galeopterus variegatus (Sunda flying lemur)
Lineage: Eukaryota; Metazoa; Chordata; Mammalia; Dermoptera; Cynocephalidae
Gene: ANKRD33B
Product: ankyrin repeat domain 33B
Exons: 5
Coding region: 1-1431 (476 amino acids)
Molecular function (GO): protein binding
Source: RefSeq, a predicted model, not a curated record